Oncorhynchus gorbuscha (pink salmon) is the source of this 616-nucleotide messenger RNA. RefSeq names its product IgGFc-binding protein-like. The transcript is spliced from 2 exons. NCBI's taxonomy places the organism in Eukaryota, Metazoa, Chordata, Actinopteri, Salmoniformes, Salmonidae. Bases 248 to 616 code for a protein of 122 amino acids. The record is from RefSeq and is a predicted model, not a curated record.
CCUCCUCAAACCAGACAAGAGCCCUGCCAACACCCUAACAGUAUUUGGGGACAGCUGGAAAGUGGGGAAUGACCCUGGCUGCUCCAGCGACUGCGACGGCAAGAAGUGUCCCACCUGUGACCACAGCCUGAUGCUUGAUUACUAAACAGGGAAAUAUUGUGGCAGGAUAACAGACAAAAACGGUCCGCUCAAGCACUGCCACGCCAAGGUGGACCCCACAGAGUACUAUGAGGACUGUGUGUUUGAUAUGUGUCUGUACCGUGGCCAUGCCUCUGCCCUCUGUAACGCCCUCAGCACCUACACCACUGCCUGCCAGGAUGCCCCUGCCAAGGUGGAACAGUGGAGGUCGGACAGCUUCUGUCCAUCUUCCUGCAAGGUCAACAGCCACUAUGAGGUGUGUGCCUCAGGCUGCCCCCAGACCUGCAGUGGCCUCGAUGAGCCUGAGAGCUGUUGGAACUCCCUGUGCACCGAGGGCUGUGUCUGUGACGACGGCUUCAUACAGAGCGACAGCGAGUGUGUGCCGCUGGCUGAAUGUGGCUGCAUUCACCAAGGCCAGUACUACCAGAUGGGCCAGGUGUUCUUCCCCAGUGGCCAGUGCAAAGAGCGCUGUGUGUAA